GGUGCCUUUGAAGUGUGCUGCAAGAUCGGAGCUAUUUGACGUGCGGCUCCGGGAACGGGAAGGGCUUUUUUUUUUCCAAAAGAGGUUUUUAUUAUUUUUAUUAUUAUUAUUCUUUCAUUAAAGUCUCGCUGGGGCCGGUGCGCUCGUCUUUGCCGCCGCUCCUGCCAGGCGCCCGGGCUUGGGCGCUGCGGAGCUCGCCUCUCCUGCCUCUCCCUCCCCCUCCCCAGCCCGGCCCGACCCCACCCCCGCCCGGCCCGCUCCCCCAAAUGAGCGCUGGCUCGCCCGCUGGAUCUAACGCAAGGACAUCGCCCACCAGCAGCGGAGGGAAGAGCGCGGCCGCCGCCGUAGCAGCCGCCGCCGCCACCACCUUCUCGUCCUCUCCAGCCCAGGCUCCGGGAGCCGCGUGCCCGGCGCUCUCGCACCUGUCCCCGGAGGACCCCCUGCGCCAGGCGAACCGGCUUCCCAUCAGGGUGCUGAAGAUGCUGAGCGCCCACAGCGGACACCUCUUGCACCCGGAAUACCUGCAGCCCCUCUCCUCCACGCCCGUCAGCCCCAUCGAGGUAAGUGCCAGCCAGCUCUUUCCUGCUUGCGCUUCUCCCUCUCCGCGCACGCCGCUCCCCCGACGGCGAAUUUGGCGACGGGAGGGUCCCCCGGCACCGCCGCCGCCGCCACCUCCGGGCGCUUCUCACCUGCGUCCCUCCAGAGCUGCGCCCCGCUUCCCUCGCGUCGGUCCGCGGUCCCUUGGGGAGCCCCACCCUGAUCUCUCGCCCUGGUUUGGACUAGAAGGUCCGUCUGUUCUCUCUCUCUCUGAAUUUGUGGAGCCGGACGGGAGAAAAUCCUCGCCCGGACUUUCCUUUUAAAUAGAGUCCCAAGCAAAAAGAGUUAUUUGAGUUCUGUGAUUUUAACACAAAUUCCGACGGCGGAGGAAUCGCUUGUUCGUUCCUCGAUCUCCCGGCCCGAACUUUGCGAGGCAAGGUUCGUGGGCUUUGGCAACGAUCGUUGCGCGCGCCCGGAGCCUUUGUGGAUCAAAGGCGGGUGUGGAUCAAAUCGGGGUGGGAAGGAGCGGGGUUGGUGGGGUGGGGGGGAUAGGCAGCGGGUGUGAAUCGCCGAGGCUGCUUGUCUCUCGGUUCCUGGGAGAAUUUUUCACCCGGGUUCGGACCCUCCAUGAGCCGAGCGCCCGUCUGGAGAGUGAACCAACCCGGGCCGGAUCUGGUCGUCUGUGGGGUUUGCAGGAGGGGAAACUUCCGUCCGGUUCCGCCGGAGGGAAUUUCCGUAAGGGUGGCGCUCCUAAAAAGAAGCGGGGGGGGGGGGUAGCCUAAAAUAGUAGGGGAGUCGAGGCAGGAGUGUUUUUGCAACUAGGGCCGGGAAGAGGCCACCGUCUGCGGGAUCUCCGCGGUGAGCCCCGGGGGCCUUUCCGAGUUGUUGCGUCCUUUGGGUGGGUGUUGUACUGUAUUGGGGGUGGGGGCGCAGUUCCUCCCGACGCGUCCAGCUCUGCGUGGUCUAACCAGCCUCUCUGUCUCCCUCCUUGCCUUGCCUUCCCCAGCUGGACGCCAAGAAGAGCCCUCUGGCGCUGCUGGCGCAAACCUGCUCGCAGAUCGGCAAGCCGGACCCUCCGCCCGCCUCCAAACUCAACUCCGGCGCUUCGGCCGGGCUCUCCGGGCCGGACAAGGAGUCCGGGAGCCGCGGCGGCGCCCUCAAGCAGCUUGGCGAGGCGCCGACCGAGGACAAGUCCAGCUUCAAGCCUUAUUCCAAAGGCGGCGGAGGCGGCGAUCUGCGUAAGGAGGGCGGCGGCGGCGGCGGCGGGCAGCCGAACCAGGCCGGGCCGGGCGCGGAGAAGACGGGCUUCCGCGUGCCCAGCGCCGCCUGCCCUCCUUUCCCUCCGCACGGAGCAGCCGCCACCACCGCCUCGUCCUCUUCCACCUCCUCCUCCCCGGGCGGCUCGAGGGGCAGCUCUCCGCAGCACGCGGAUUGCAAAGGCGCCGACGACAAGAAGGAGAUGGAUAUGUCCGCCAAGGGCAGCCCCGACGGCGCGCAAGGAGCCGGCGGCGGCGGCAGCAGCCGCGCGGGCAGCGGCGCGGGCAGCGCGGAGCCCGGAGCUCAUACCGAGGCCGCUUCCGGGCGCAAGUCGGAGCCUCCGGCCCUGAGCGCGGGCCACGUGGCUCCCGUGUCCCCAUACAAGCCGGGACACUCGGUGUUUCCUUUGCCGCCCUCCAGCAUCGGCUACCACGGCUCCAUCGUCGGGGCCUAUGCUGGCUACCCGUCCCAGUUUGUGCCCAGCUUGGACCCUACCAAGCCCAGCCUGGUGAGCAGCCAGUUGCCUGGCGCCUUGGGGUUACCGGGCAAGCCCCCCAGCUCCAGCCCUCUGACGGGGGCCUCUCCCCCUUCCUUCAUGCAAGGAUUAUGCCGCGACCCCUAUUGCCUGAGCUACCACAGCGCCUCGCAUUUGGGCACUAGCAACUGCUCCAGCUGCGUGCACGACCCGGGCAGCCUGAAAAGCGGAUAUCCCUUGGUGUACCCCACGCACCCUCUGCACACCACCCUCUCCAGCGCCACACCCAGCCUGCCGGGCCACCCGCUCUACACAUACGGCUUCAUGCUCCAGAACGACGCCCUUCCCCACAUAUGCAACUGGGUGUCUGCCAGCGGACCCUGCGACAAGAGGUUUGCCACCUCGGAGGAACUGCUGGCCCACUUACGGACCCACACGACACUGCCAGGGGCAGAAAAACUCCUGGCUGGCUACCCUACCUCUGGGCUGGGGUCCGCGGCAUCUUGCCACCUGCAUCUCCCACCCACCGGCCCCGGGAGCCCCAGCUCCUUGCCAGGAUCGCUGUCUUUGAGAAGCCCGCACACUUUGGGACUAAACCGGUACCACCCUUAUGGCAAGAGCCACUUGCCCACGGCCGGGGCGUUGCCUGUGCCCUCUUUGCCCGCAGCUGGACCUUACUACUCUCCAUAUGCCCUUUAUGGCCAAAGACUAACCUCAGCCUCUGCACUUGGAUAUCAGUAACUAUAGUUUCCCGGUGUCUGCCGCCUCUCCCUCUUCUUUUCCUGCCCUCGUCCUGGGACUAUGUAUUUAUUUACUGUAUGUUAGCUUAACGCUGGGAAUUAUAAGUGCAUUAAUACACCAAUGAAUCAAUGGUAUGCAAAAAGUCUGUGUCCCCCCUCCCAAAAAAAUAAUAUUGAUUAUAACAGUACCCAACCUAAAUCUUUCUCUCUCUCUCUCUUUUUGCUUGUGUGGGGGCUCUUAAUUGUGUUUUCUUUUAUCUUUCUUUUAACCCCCUAUAAUUUUCUUUUUUAAAAAAAAUCUCUUGAUCCCCCAUAAACCAUUUGCAUGAUUCUCAACAAAAUGCAUCCCUCCCUCCUUUGUUUCCCCCCCUCUCUUUUCUUUUUUUAAAGGAAAUAGUUUUCCCCCCUUUUGUACAGUUAUCAUAAAUGUAAUUAUAUUUUUUUUGUCCUUUUGUGUAUUGUGUUCUAAGGAAAGGGGCGGCGGGAGGUCAGCUGGGAGAUGUUCUGUGGCUUUGUUCUAGCUGCAGGAUGGCAAGAGCAUCACUUGCCAUGCGGUGGUGAGAUGCACUUUGCUGAUGGGUUGUAAGCAAGGAAGGACCCCAGCCUCUGCCGCCGGCUUUGGUUCUGAGGACUACUCCAUCUUAAGUCGGGUGCCCUCUCUCUUCUCCACAAAGUCAGGUGCUCUGAGCUUUGAGAGUUGGUGGGUGCCCUGUAUGGAGGCAAGGGCUGAUGUGCCAGUUAUCCUGGUGCUUGGAUGUUGCUGAUGAUACUUGAAGCCCAGAAAGAGUGCUGAGCAAGUUGAUCCAUCACAGGGACACCUACCACAAUUUUUUUGAGGUGGCUCUUCUUUUGUUUAUUUUGGUGUUUUGUUUUUUUUUUAAAGACCUGGAUUUAAAUAAAAUUGGCAAGCACCCUCGAGGGACUGGAACUGAAGACCUUUUUCCCCCAACAUGCACCAAAUGAAGAACUCAAAAUAACUUUUGCUUAGCCUAGUUCAAGCUGGAUCCUUAUAAAGAGUCCAGCUAGCCCCAAGGGGCCAGUUGCAUCCUCAACUGCAGGCUCAAAUCUACAUACCAAAAAAAACCAUUCAAUCCUCCCUAAUCCCCCAAUUUAUCUUGACCUAUGGGAAUGGAACUGUCAUUAGGUUGUGGAGCCCCACCCCCAUCCCCCAUCCCCAGUCUUAACGCAGCGCGGAAGGCUGCGGAUCAUUUUGGGUGAUAAGAGCUCCGUCCUGGUAAGUCUUAUUUUGUUAAUAAAUGAAUACUUGGCUAUAUCU
Molecule: messenger RNA, 4285 nt
Organism: Podarcis lilfordi (Lilford's wall lizard)
Lineage: Eukaryota; Metazoa; Chordata; Lepidosauria; Squamata; Lacertidae
Source: the annotation of a GenBank genome assembly